AUGAGGAACCAUAUGGCAGCCGGGUGGUUUUACUCCCCUAGCCAAAUCAUCCGGUACUUUGCGACGCGAGUAUCAAGCCUGAGUCCACCAAAGAACAAGCUGAGAAACCCGUACGCCAUCCUGAGGGAAUUGACAUCCCAUCAAUGGCUCAUGUUUGCGGCUGGCUUUCUCGGGUGGACAUGGGAUGCAUUCGACUUUUUCACGGUGUCUAUGACAAUCACUGAAAUAUCCGAGGCGUUUGAUGUUUCGUAUUCGGACGUUUCAUGGGGUAUGACAGUAACACUUAUGCUGCGGUCGGUUGGGGCUAUCAUCUUCGGAGUCCUGGCGGAUAGAUAUGGACGCAAAUGGCCAAUGAUCAUCAACCUGUUCCUGUUCAUCAUACUCGAGCUGUGUUCUGGGUUUUGUCAGACACUUCCCCAGUUCUUAGGGGUGCGUGCUCUCUAUGGUAUCGCGAUGGGAGGGCUGUUCGGUCCAGCAGCAGCCACCGCUCUGGAAGACCUUCCAUAUGAAGCUCGCGGCUUACUCUCCGGACUGUUCGAAAUGGGCUAUGCAACAGGGUAUCUCCUUGCGGCGGCUUUCUAUCGCGCCCUUGUGCCGACAACAAGUCACGGUUGGAGAAGUCUGUUCUGGUUCGGCGCGGGCCCACCAGUGCUCAUCAUCGCGUUUCGUUGGUGCUUACCAGAGACAAACCACUUCCAAGUCAUGAAAGCAGAGCGCGAGGCACGAGCCAAUGCAGUGAGUGACGAUGGUACCCACCCGACGGGCUUGCGCGUGUUCCUCCGGGAUGCUGGACGGGCUCUUCGUGACAACUGGGUACUGUUCAUCUACCUGAUUGUGUUGAUGACAGGCUUCAACUCAUGUUCCCAUGGUAGCCAGGACUUCUAUCCGACCUUCCUGAAGGAUCAGGUCGGGAUGGAUGCGACUCAAACCACAGUCAUCACGGUUGUAGGCCAGAUCGGUGCUUUGAUCGGUGGCUGCACAAUUGGCUACAUCAGCACUUUCUUUGGCCGACGCCUGACCAUGCUUGUGUCAUGUGUUCUCGGAGGCGCCAUUAUCCCGGCGUACAUAUUGCCUCGAAACAUGUCGUUGGCCGCUUGUGCUUUCUUCGAGCAGUUUUUUGUUGGUGGCGUCUGGGGUCCGAUGCCAAUUCAUCUCCUCGAGCUCUCCCCGAUCGCACUCAGAACUCUAAUGGUUGGACUGACCUACCAGCUGGGUAACCUUGGAUCUUCCGCCUCGGCAACGAUCCAGUCUAUCAUUGGCGAGCGGUUUCCGUUACCGCCUGGGUUAAAUGGAAAGGCACGGUUCAACUAUGGCAAGGUUAUUGCCAUCUUCAUGGGCGCAGUCUGGGCAUUCAUGUUGUUUUUCCUCUUCUGGGGACCUGAGAUGUCGCAGGAGGAGCGAGACGAAGAGGCCGAGGCUGCUCUGCAUCUGGAGACAUUGCGCGCGCAAGGCGUGAGUUUGGCGGAGAUUGGACAGCACCAGUUCCGGAAACAAGGAGAUUCAAGCGAGCAUGAAGACAAGCCUCAGACAGAGCACAUUGCGUAG
Messenger RNA from Penicillium canescens, 1545 nucleotides. Its product is annotated as sugar transporter family protein. The record is from RefSeq and is a predicted model, not a curated record. The coding region runs from base 1 to 1545 and encodes 514 amino acids. NCBI's taxonomy places the organism in Eukaryota, Fungi, Ascomycota, Eurotiomycetes, Eurotiales, Aspergillaceae. Gene Ontology annotation, molecular function: secondary active monocarboxylate transmembrane transporter activity. Gene Ontology annotation, biological process: plasma membrane lactate transport. Gene Ontology annotation, cellular component: plasma membrane. The transcript is spliced from 4 exons.